AUGACCAGCGGUAGAGGUACGAGAAGGUCAGCUCGUAUUGUGCAUAAGGAUACGAGCAUAUACAAAGAUGACAGCGAUUCAGAGGACUCGGAUACAGGUGUUAAUGAAAGUGAUGAUGAGUACAUGGCGGCAACAGAUGCAAAUAAGAAACGUAGCAAAGGACCUACAAACUCAAGAAAAAAAAGUAAGACAUCCAGAAAGAUUGGUCCUAAAUCAGUCGAGGAGUUGGGGCCAGACUUUGAGGAGAAUGUACUAUACAAGGCAUUGUCGAAACCAGAUUUGUCUACACAAGAGCUCGCUUUAGAAUGGAUCGAGGAAUACGUUGAGAAUGAGGAAAAUAAUAAGGAUAGCGAGCUGAUUGCAGCGUUGGUGAAUUUGCUAUUACGAAGCUGUGGAUGUAUCUACCUUUUGCAACCUCAUGACUUGGUUAAUUUGGAAUCGGCGGCGGAGACGGUAGGUGAAUUGACAAUAGCUUUUGAAAAGCAGCAAUACCAUGAGUAUCCGUUCAUUUCGAACAACAAAGACUUGAAGUUUUUCAGGAAGAAUGUUUGUGAGUUCUUUGAAGAUUUGAUCUAUCUUGCUCAUGAGAAAGGGUUAUUAUAUCGAGCCAGCCAAGAUGACGAAGAAGACGAUAGUGAUGGUGAAGAAGAAACACUAUUGGCCGCACCUUUGAUGAACAAAAUUUUGACCUGGCUUACGUCGCUCAGUUCAUGUACUGUCAGACCUUUGAGGCAUAUUUCCACAACCAUACUUUUGACAAUUCAAACCAAAUUAUGUGACAUUGUUGUGACAAUAACAACGACAUUAGAGAAGUACCAACGACAAUUGUCUAACAUCACUAAUAAUUCUAAACAUAAAGGUAAUAAGAAGCCUCGAAAUAGCAAAGCCGAUGCUAUAUCUAAAAAUAUUCAUAUUUAUCAUAAUCAGAAAGAAACUAUCUAUGAAUAUUUCGGAGAGAUAACUGAAACGACAUUCAUUCACAGAUAUAGGGAUGUUGAUGCAUCAAUUAGACAGGAGUGUUUAAGGCAAUUAGGUCAAUGGAUGACUACAUACCCUGACUUUUUCUUUCAGUCGUCGUAUUUACGUUAUUUCGGUUGGUUAUUAUCAGAUCCUUCCAAUCAUGUAAGAGCUGAGGUUACUAAGGUUUUACUUAAAUUAUAUAAGAAUGCAUCGAAUGGAAAUCAAAAUAUGAGUAUCGGUUUCAGGCAAUUUACUGAACGAUUCAAGAAGCAAUUGAUUAAUAUGAGCAGGAAGGACAAUGAUUUUAAUGUCAAGCAUAAUCUAAUUAGUAUAUGCUGUGAAUUACUGAAAAUAGGCUUUCUCGAAGAAAGCGAUAAUUUACAAAUCUCCCAAAUAUUUUAUUACUUGCUUGAUUAUGGAUCUGGAUUUGGCCAAUCGUCUGAUGAAAAAUUGAAAAUGGAGUUGAGCAGAUUCAUAAAUCUUGUGAACUUAGAAAGCACCAAAGUCGAAUUAGAAAAGUACUCUAUUUUUACCGAAAAUUAUGAAUCCCCACAAUUUGGGAGUGAACAUGGUAAGCUAGAUAUUAAUGAUUGUUUGAGAACGAAAAACCUAAUUAAAUUUUUAAAAAACUCAUACGAUAGCUAUUUAAAGAAUAAACCCACGAUUGAAUCGGAGCUUCCAAGUACUCGAAAUUUUACGCCAAUAGCGACAGUCUUCAAGUCACUCUAUCGUUUGCCAUCUUACGCAAAGUCUUGGGAAUUUUUAGUUCGAUAUUUAUUGUUUGACUUAUCGUCCAUUACCUUUCAUCCCAAACUGGGGAAUAUUGAAGAAGAAAAUGUGGAAGUUACUAAUUUCAAGAAAUUAUUAGAACUUUCUGGGGAAACUGACUACUACUAUCUAUUAAAUUUCAUCAACGGAUCUAUUUCUUCGAUUUUGUCCUCGAAUAUUAAAAGAGGCAAGGACGAAGCCGAAAAUGAAGAAAAUCACACGUCUGUAUUGAUCAAAUUAAUCGAUUAUUUACCGGCUAUUCAGAAGUCACUGAAUAAAUCGAACAAUCAGUUUUUGAUUUUCUUGGAUUUAUGGAAUGUAUUAAUAGUUUCAUUUUCCCAUAGUGAUAACAUUUAUACAAUGUUCCAAAGUAUGGGACAAUUGAAUGUUUACAAUGAUAUUACUUCGAAAAUCAUAAGUUUUUAUCAAUCUUAUGAAUCCACAGACUUUGAAAAUGAUAUUAUUUUGCAAGUAUUUGAUGAAUAUUUCAAUAAGUUGUUGAUCAAUUAUGAUAAUCAUACGUCACCCACGCAAUCUAUUAAUAGCAGUGCCCCAUCAAAUAUCAUGAAUACCGAUAUUAGGUUGAAGAUUCAAAAUUUAUUGCAAGAGUUAAUUGCAGAAUUGAAAGAAAUUUAUAACUCCAAUACUCUACUAACAGAAUUGGGUGAUCAAGAAGCUUAUAAUGAUGAAUUAAAAACUCAAAAAUUUGUUAUUGAUACUUUGAUUAACGCAUCCAACCCAUUAGCAAAACUCGGAAAAUUAGGAAAUUAUAUCAACAUUAACGAGUAUAUUAAUAACUCGUCUGGCAAUUCAUCUUCUUCAAUCGUUGAAUUAAUGACCUGGAAAGUUCUCGAUAGGCUAGACAUAGAAAAAAUGAUAGAUCAAUGGUCAAACAGUUUCCUACAAACAAUUGAUAAAUUUAUUGAUUCAUAUAAAGUUACUUUAGAUUUUAUAUUGGUAUGGAAUUCUUGGAAAUUGGAGACAUUAAUUUAUGUCCCUGCCUAUGAAGACAAUAAUUCACAACACCAUUAUGAUAUUGAAUUGAUAUUUGAUGAUGUGGUUUCUGUUCUAAAGGCAAACUUCAAGAUUUUUCAAUCAUUUUUCAGCUCGAUCGAUGGUAUUUAUGAAACAUGCUCAUCCUCGUCCUCCAUUUCCAAUGAAAAUGCCUAUCUAAUGAUUGAAAAAUUAAAUUCGUUGAAAACGUUACUUGGAGCCAAAAUAAUUGAUAUAAUUGUCUCUAUGAAGGUGUUUUAUAUGAAGUUUAACAACAAUAAUAACUUCAAGAAUUUCAAUAGAUUUUUUAAUGAAACUGAUGGCAUGGGGAAGUAUAUUAGUAAAACUAUUCCUGUUAGAUUUCAGAACGAAUUACUUAAUAUUUUCCUUUACAAAGAAUCCAAAUUAGCUAAUCUUAUUGAUGUUGAAUUAGAUAGAACAGAUGAAGAAGAUGUAAAUUUUGAAGAAUUUCAUAAUUUGAAUAAAGAAAAAGAAAAAGAAAAUAGAAGAGGGUUUGAUUCCGACGGUGACGAUGCCGACGAUGGAUAUGCCAGUGACGAGGAUGGUGAAAACGAGGAAAAGAUCAAAGCUAAAGCAAAACUUGAUCAAUUAAAGAAACAACAGAAGAAGGAGAGUGAAAUAUGGCUCGCGGAAAAGGAUUUGUGUGUUUUUACAGUCAAAUUGUUUACAUUGAUACACUUAUCAAUGGUUAAUGAUUUUGUUUUAAGUCGGUUGAGCUUGAAUAGUGAAAAGAUAGGUGGUUUAUACUAUAAACUUUUGAAACUGAAUGAAGAACAGAUGAAUAUCUUGCAAAAUGGUGGACAAAAAACUUCAAAAGAUAAUACAGUUGCUGAGAAGGAAAAUACUCUUUUGACAACUUCUACCAAUGUCUCAGAAAUCGACUUGGAUCUUGAUAUGGAUGAAGAUAGUCAAUCUCAAAUAGUCUCAUGA
Debaryomyces hansenii CBS767 is the source of this 3672-nucleotide messenger RNA. RefSeq names its product Irr1p (gene IRR1). Gene Ontology annotation, cellular component: cohesin complex; chromatin; nucleus. The record is from RefSeq and is a predicted model, not a curated record. Gene Ontology annotation, biological process: sister chromatid cohesion. The transcript has a single exon. Bases 1 to 3672 code for a protein of 1223 amino acids. NCBI's taxonomy places the organism in Eukaryota, Fungi, Ascomycota, Pichiomycetes, Serinales, Debaryomycetaceae. Gene Ontology annotation, molecular function: chromatin binding; protein binding.